This is a messenger RNA of Ictalurus punctatus (channel catfish), 1052 nucleotides long. RefSeq names its product trans-golgi network vesicle protein 23 homolog B. Gene Ontology annotation, biological process: vesicle-mediated transport; protein secretion. NCBI's taxonomy places the organism in Eukaryota, Metazoa, Chordata, Actinopteri, Siluriformes, Ictaluridae. The record is from RefSeq and is marked provisional. Gene Ontology annotation, cellular component: Golgi membrane.
CACGUCACCAGGAAGUUUAGCAAACUUCGAAAUGUUAAGACAGGAUUCACAGGGUGAUGUUCCACUUUUUGACGAGGAUGAGAAUGCAGCCAACAGGAACAAGUCAAAAAUCCAGCAUCCUUUGGCCUCUUUCUUCCACCUUUUCUUCCGUGUAAGUGCUAUCCUGGUCUAUCUGUUGUGUGAACUCAUCAGCAGCAGCUUCAUUGCCUGCAUGGUCACCAUCAUUCUCCUGCUGUCAUGUGACUUUUGGACAGUGAAGAAUGUGACUGGGCGGCUGCUGGUAGGCCUGAGGUGGUGGAAUCAGGUGGAUGAGAAUGGGAAGAGCCAUUGGGUAUUUGAGUCUCGAAAGGAAGCCAGCAGAAAAAUUGUCUCAAGUUCAGAAUCACGGAUUUUCUGGCUCGGCCUUAUUGUGUGCCCCAUAUUAUGGGUGUUCUUUGUGUUCUCUACUCUCUUUUCCUUCAAGAUUAAAUGGCUGGCAGUGGUGAUUAUGGGAGUUGUGUUACAGUGGGCUAACCUCUAUGGUUACGUCAAAUGCAAAGUCGGGGGUGGAACCAAUCUGAAAAACAUGGCAACCAGCUAUCUUGGCCUUCAGAUUUUUAAGCAGGCAGUUAACAAAUCACAAGGACCCUAAGGAUUUGACCAAGUUGGCUCCGCUAAUGUUCUAAUUUAUUUUCUUGUACUGACAUUCAGUGGGAAACUCAUGCAACUGUUGCAAAUUCUUUUCUCUGACCAAGUGCAUAUGGGCUUUUUUAUUUUAUUUUUUUAAACAGUUUAGUUCUUUCUCCCCUAGAAUUCUCCUAUAGAAUUUAGCCCAUAUUGGAAAUAUCAAUACUGUAUGUUGUCAAUAUGUGCCAAGAACUAAAUAGAAUAUGUUGCGCUUCAUUGCGAGUGGGAUAAUUCUAUUAUAAUUCAAUUAAUGAUGAUCCUUUUUGACUAUUUAGGAGGUUUCUUAGUUAACCACAAUUUUCAUGAUAAUUGCAUAUAAAUUACUGAUAUGUGGAUAUAAAUAACAAACUAGUUGUUUGCCUGGACUGUAAUAAAUGAUGAUUAAA